Messenger RNA from Drosophila guanche, 850 nucleotides. RefSeq names its product sex determination protein fruitless-like. The coding region runs from base 542 to 844 and encodes 100 amino acids. The record is from RefSeq and is a predicted model, not a curated record. The transcript is spliced from 3 exons. NCBI's taxonomy places the organism in Eukaryota, Metazoa, Arthropoda, Insecta, Diptera, Drosophilidae.
AGACCGCAUCCUGGCCAUGCCAUGCCCUGCAGUAGCAGCAGCCGCACAGCUGGGCAGCAAAGCCGGCAAGCAGUGAGCGCUGUAAGCAGUUUACAGCCCGCCAGCAUUACAUAAAUGCUAAGGCACUGCUAAGCGAGAUAGCGCGCCGCAGAUAGACUCGUUAAGAUUCUGCCAGCUAAUCACAGCAGCUAAUUAGCCAGGCCCAGACCUUGCCACUUGCCACUUGCCACCAUCCUACCUACAUUCAGUGACUCGCGCUUUUGUGUCUUCUGUGCAUCAGUGUUUCCUGGCGCUCGUUUUUGUUGUUUCUCUUUUUGUUGUUGUGUCGUGUGCAAUUUGGUCUGUGAACAUUACCAAGACACUGAACUACUGAGCUACUGCGCUACUAACUAAAGCCAAACUAAUUCAUAUUAACUUGUUGUGUGCUCCAGUUGCUGCAGCCAGCCAGCCUGUGCAGCCUCAGAGUGCAUUUUCAUUAAAGUCAACAAGUUGCAGCCACAUAACGUCAAAUAAAAGCAGCGUCAAGUUUGCCGCUUGCAACAUGAUGGCCACGUCACAGGAUUACUUCAAUCCUUACGCCCUGUUCCGCGGUCCGCCCACCACGCUGCGGCCGCGUGAGUCUCCGCUGGGCGUUGGCCACGCCCACGCGCACUCGCACUCGCACAGCCACAGCCACAUGCACGGGCACGGGCAUCAUGCACACGCCCAUGGGCAUGGUCACAGCGGACACGGCUAUGCAGCGCUCGACCUGCAGACGCCGCACAAGCGCGGCAUCGAGACCGAAGUGCGAGCGCCGCCGCCGCCACUGCCGCCGCCACCGCUGCCGCCGACUUCGCCGAGGUAAGCCCCG